Diuraphis noxia (Russian wheat aphid) is the source of this 2060-nucleotide messenger RNA. It is a transcript of the gene fusl, whose product is annotated as transmembrane protein fuseless. Gene Ontology annotation, cellular component: presynaptic membrane. The record is from RefSeq and is a predicted model, not a curated record. NCBI's taxonomy places the organism in Eukaryota, Metazoa, Arthropoda, Insecta, Hemiptera, Aphididae. Gene Ontology annotation, biological process: neuromuscular synaptic transmission; clustering of voltage-gated calcium channels; neuron-neuron synaptic transmission.
GAUUGUGUCUCCGCCGACUUGGUUCGCGUUUUUCGAUAGAUUAUGAUUUCUAAGAGGAAAAAACAUAAAAACGUUCUAGCGCAUCACGAGCACGUGUGGUGCUUAUUGCUCGUCAGUGGUGGGAGUGUUUGCGACGGCGACAGCGACGAAGCCUCCGAUAAGAUUAAAACAAAAUGCACGCGUCGGAGGCGGAGGCGACGGCAACGAGGCAAGUCGUUGUCUAACGUCUUCGUCAUAGCUUGCACGACGUUCGCGAAUUCCACUGUCUCAUGUCGACCGACGGGCACGUGGAACAGCAACUGAAAUUGCAGCACCAUGGCCGGCUGGAGGAGCUGCAGCAAGAACCGCGCCGGCCUCCACCGCGAUACAGUAUAGACCCCGCGUGGACAUACCGCGCGCUCACCUUACUUGACGUGUUCCUCCAUGUGUUCGUCGUAUCCACCUUUGUCAUAGGGAUAUGGCGCGCCUCGUACCAGCUGUUCGUACUGUACCACAAAGAGAUGAACCCUUGGUUGGCCACUAGUGCAUCCGUUGCCGUACAAUUGUUGCUAUCAAUAUUGAGUGAUCCCUUAGUAAAGUAUUUCAAAAGAAGAAACCAUUCAAAAAUUGCAUUUUGGGUGAUUUCUAGAAUAUAUAUAUACGCAAGAUUCGUGAUUGGCAUGAUUAUGUAUGUAUACCAGGAGUGGUUGCUUGAGGUAACAUUAAAUCAUGUACAUAUAGCUGUAAAACCUAGCAUUGUUCUUACAAUUGCCAUUGGUAUAUUAUGCUCAGUUCGCAUGUUGGCCACAAUCAUGGGGCCACCUACCUGUGGCCUCGAAUUUGAUCCCAAACCCGAAGAAAUAUUUCAAUUUGAAAGAAUGUUUUGGCCCGAGGAUGGUACUGGAUCAUGGCUGUAUGUAUUGGAUAGCUUUUUCAGCGUUUGUAUUAUCGGAUCAUUGGUAGUUAUCAUUUGGCGAGGUGUUUGGAGUCUAAUGGACGAUUAUUUAUACCCGGAUGAUGGUAACACAUCUGCAAUCCUAUCAUUGGUUUUAGGGUAUAGUGUUGUACUACUUGCGUUUGCAUUACAACCGGCUGUAAAAAAAUUGGUUAACAAAGUUAACGGUUUGAAACGAAUAUUGUACGUGGAUGUAUACCUACUAUUCUCAUUUUUUGGUGCUGUAAACGUGUGGAGAGGAGUAUGGACUAUGCUGGACAUUCACUUCAUACCAGAUGCGCCUAUUACCAGUUAUUGGGUAUCUCAUAUUGCAUGUUUUGGCUUCCUAGUAUUAUUAAACUCUUCCAACUCCAUAUUAGUCCGUGGUGUUUACAUAGACGCUGAAGAAGACGGUACACAAUGUGUUGAUUUUCCGUGUUAUUAUGUACGGCUCUUAGUUCAGAAGAGAAAACGGAAAAAACAAAUACGCAACAACGAAGAAAGUAAAGAAAUGACGCAAAUUAAAAUUGGCAAGGAAGAAAAAUCAGAGGAUUUAAAUGAGAAAAUAUUACUGACUAGUGAAAAUGGUGACAUAACUAUGUUAAAUGGAGUAGAAGAAACACCUAACAACAGUAGUAAAAUCGUUUGACAUUACAAUAACCAACAUUAAGGUUUGUACUUUUGGAUCUUAGAAGGUAUCGUUUUCAAAACACACCAAAUCCAUUGUGUUCGUUCAAAUUAAAAUAUUUUUUUUUGUAUUGAAACAAUAAUUAUUAUUUAUAAUCAUGUAAAUACAUUUAUCUCGUUUCAUUUGUAUUGUUUUUUUUUUUAGUUGUGAAAUGUCAUAGAUUAUUUAGUUUUCGUGUAAACCAAUGUGUUAAUAUUACACACAGACAUUAAAUUAUACGUUUUGUAAAUAGUACAAUACUAGUAUAUUACAUUAUAUUCGUAGUUGAUAAUUCAAUAAAAUGUAUUGAAUUUACAGAUGCUAUUAGUUUGUUAAAUGUGUACCCUUAUUAUUUUUUUUAUGAUUUCAAAUGUUAUGAGGAAAGUAUAUUAUAUUUUACUUUUGUUUCAAUAUUACAAAAAUAUUAAUUAUCUAGUAAAUUAACUAAUUGAUUAGAAGAUAUAACUAUUUGAAGUCUAU